AUGGUCCCAAAUGAAGCCCAUCAAUACGUGGGUAUUAUCAAACUGCUUCAGCAUUUUGGAUGGACCUGGGUCGGGCUCUUUGCUGUGGAUGAUGACAGUGGAGACCAUUUCUUACAGGACAUGGAGCUGCUCUUUCCCCAGUAUGGAAUCUGUUCAGCUUUUACAGAAAGAAUCCCAAACCAAGUCAAUUGGGAUACCAUACACGACAUUAAUAACAUUAUGUCAAAUAUGUAUCUGCCUUUCAGGGAUAGAAAAGUUGGCACAUUUAUCUUUUAUGGAGAAUCCAGGACAAUAAUAUCUUUUAAUAGUGUUAUGUUUCUAGCAGAUCCUGACUAUAAAGAAAACAUGUCAUGGAGAAAGGUGUGGAUUAUGACGGCCCAAGUUGAUUUUGCCUUAACAGGCCUCCAGCGGGCCUGGGAUUUCCAGUUCUUCCAAGGUGCACUUUCCUUUCGGAUUCACUCAAAUGAGCUUUUAGGGUUCCACGACUUUCUUAAGAAAAUCAGACCGUCUUUGGAAAGAAAAGACAGUUUUCUCAAGGAGUUUUGGGAACAAGCAUUCACCUGUUCAUUACAUGAUCUCCAGGACCCGGAAAACGAUGAUCCACUGUGUACAGGGGAAGAGAGCCUGGCCAGCCUUCCAGGGCAUGUUUUUGAAAUUGGCAUGAGUGGCCAUAGCUACAGCAUCUACAAUGCGGUCUAUGGCAUGGCACAUGCUUUGCACACCAUGCGCACCUCUGUGUCCAAUCACAGAGAAAUAGUAUGGGAGAAAAGACUGGAAUUUCAUGAUCUCCAGCCUUGGCAGCUGCACUUGUUCCUUCAACGCAUUUCAUUUAACAACUCAGCAGGGGAAACGCUGUCUUUUUCGGACAACAGGGAAAUGGGAGAUGGAUUUGAUAUCAUGAACUUGGUCACAUUCCCAAACAAGACUUUUGUUAGAGUGAAAGUGGGAAGUGUGAAUUCUAAUGCUCCAGAAGGGCAAGUAUUCAUCCUUCAUGGAGAAACAAUUGUGUGGCAAGCAGGUUUUAACCAGGGGCUGCCCAUGUCUGUGUGCAGUGACUACUGCCACCCUGGUUCUCAGAAGAAAAAGAAGGAGGGAGAGAAGUUUUGUUGCUAUGAUUGUGCUCCUUGCCCAGAAGGGGAAAUUUCCAGCCACCAAGACAUGGUUGAUUGUAUCAGAUGCCCAGAAGAUCAAUAUGCAAGCAAGGAGAAAGAUGAAUGCAUCAAAAAAGUGAUAACCUUCUUAUCAUUUGAAGAACCUCUAGGGAUCAGUUUAGCUUUGCUUGCUGUUUCUUUUUUCCUGAUCACAGCCUUAGUGCUAGGAGUUUUUAUUAAGAACAAAGAUACCCCCAUAGUCAAGGCUAACAACCGGGAUAUCACCUACACCCUCCUCGUCUCCCUUCUGCUCUGCUUCCUCUGUUCCUUGCUAUUCCUAGGGAAACCAAGCAUUGUGACCUGCUUCUUGCGACAACCUGCUUUUGGCAUGGUCUUCUCAGUGGCUGUUUCUUGUGUCUUGGCCAAAACCAUCACAGUGAUUCUAGCUUUCAUGGCCACCAAACCAGGAACUGGCAUGAGGAGGUGGGUGGGGAAAAGACUGGCUAACUCCAUUGUCUUUUGCUGCUCCCUUCUGCAAGCCGGUAUCUGUAUGGUGUGGCUAGGAACCUCUCCCCCGUUCCCAGAUUUAGACAUGCAUUCCAUGGCUGAUAAGAUUGUAGCAGAAUGUAAUGAAGGGUCUGUUGUCAUGUUUUAUAUUGUUCUGGGUUACUUGGGACUUCUGUCUCUCAUAAGCUUGGCUGUAGCUUUCAUAGCCAGGAAGUUGCCCGACAGUUUUAACGAGGCCAAGUUCAUCACCUUCAGCAUGCUGAUCUUUUGCAGUGUUUGGAUGUCCUUUGUUCCAACCUACCUGAGCACCAAAGGGAAAUACAUGGUAGCUGUGGAGAUCUUCUCUAUCUUGGCCUCCAGUGCUGCAUUACUGGCUUGGAUCUUUUCCAUCAAAUGCUUUAUCAUUCUUCUGAGACCUGAGCUGAACAGCAAAGAACAGCUAAUAAGGAGAAAGAAUUAA
Messenger RNA from Euleptes europaea (tarantolino), 2058 nucleotides. Its product is annotated as vomeronasal type-2 receptor 26-like. NCBI's taxonomy places the organism in Eukaryota, Metazoa, Chordata, Lepidosauria, Squamata, Sphaerodactylidae. The transcript is spliced from 4 exons. Gene Ontology annotation, cellular component: membrane. Gene Ontology annotation, biological process: G protein-coupled receptor signaling pathway. The record is from RefSeq and is a predicted model, not a curated record. Bases 1 to 2058 code for a protein of 685 amino acids. Gene Ontology annotation, molecular function: G protein-coupled receptor activity.